Messenger RNA from Salvia splendens (bonfire salvia), 446 nucleotides. RefSeq lists its product as uncharacterized. The transcript is spliced from 4 exons. Lineage: Eukaryota; Viridiplantae; Streptophyta; Magnoliopsida; Lamiales; Lamiaceae. The coding region runs from base 1 to 420 and encodes 139 amino acids. The record is from RefSeq and is a predicted model, not a curated record.
AUGGAUUUGCUGUCAAUGGAGUCAUUGUAUAUGUAUUAUUGCACAUUUCUGAGAUGGGGUCAAAGGGAAGUGGUUAUCUCUAUUUAUUUAAUUAUUGCUUUAUCUAAAUCCAACACCUUCGCAGAACAUCUUGAGAGCAGCAGCCAGACCCAGAGUGAUGCCAAUCUGCGAAUCUCCGAGAGUAAUCAUCGAGGACAUUUUCGAGUAGACGACCUAAGAAGGCACAAUCAUCACAUCAGUAUUCUUCCAUCAUCAUCUCAACGGCCAUCAGCAGAGAGUGAGUUAAUCAUCACAAGAAACGCCACACUUUUGCAGGUACAGGAUGGACAUGAAACAUUGGCGGAUCCUGGAUUUUGGAUUUGGGCUACGAAAAAUAGUUAUAUGAGUUUGAAAAUCCGAACAAUCCUUUCAUUGUCAUAAAUACAAAUGUCAUACGUAGACGCAAA